Gadus morhua (Atlantic cod) is the source of this 4125-nucleotide messenger RNA. It is a transcript of the gene cul5b, whose product is annotated as cullin 5b. Gene Ontology annotation, biological process: ubiquitin-dependent protein catabolic process. The record is from RefSeq and is a predicted model, not a curated record. Gene Ontology annotation, molecular function: ubiquitin protein ligase binding. The coding region runs from base 213 to 2600 and encodes 795 amino acids. Lineage: Eukaryota; Metazoa; Chordata; Actinopteri; Gadiformes; Gadidae. Gene Ontology annotation, cellular component: cullin-RING ubiquitin ligase complex. The transcript is spliced from 19 exons.
UGUGUUUGCCUUCUAUCAUCUCUUCCCCUUUAUCCCUCCGUCGUCAUCGUGUUAUAACGAAUAAUUCGUUGUAUUUUGAUUUGUGCUUGAUUUGAAGUGGUCUGAGAACCAAGUAAAGGGCACAUGGAGAACCCUUGAGAAGUAUCAUUGAGCGGCGAAACUGCGAGCGCACCGUCCACGCGAGAUUGUGCGAGACAAUAACUUCAGGGAACAUGGCGACGUCUAAUUUGCUGAAGAACAAAGGCUCCCUACAGUUUGAGGACAAAUGGGAGCUGAUGCGUCCAAUAGUCUUAAAGCUGCUACGCCAAGAGUCUGUAACCAAACAACAGUGGUUUGACCUAUUCUCAGAUGUCCAUGCAGUGUGCCUAUGGGACGACAAAGGUCCCGCAAAGAUCCAUCAAGCCCUGAAGGAAGAUAUACUAGACUUCAUCAAACAAGCACAAGCGCGGGUGUUGAGUCACCAGGACGACACAGCGCUGCUGAAGGCGUACAUCGCAGAGUGGAGGAAGUUCUUCACGCAGUGCGACAUCCUGCCCAAGCCCUUCUGCCAGCUGGAGAUCACCCUGAUGGGCAAGCAGGGCAGCAACAAGAAGUCUAACGUGGAGGACAGCAUCGUGCGCAAGCUGAUGCUGGACACGUGGAACGAGUCCAUCUUCUCCAACAUCAAGAGCCGGCUGCAGGACAGUGCCAUGAAGCUGGUCCACGCUGAGCGGCUGGGCGAGGCCUUCGACUCCCAGCUGGUCAUAGGGGUCCGGGAGUCCUACGUGAACCUGUGCUCCAACCCGGACGACAAGCUACAGAUCUACAGGGACAACUUUGAGAAGGCCUACAUGGACUCUACAGAGAGGUUCUAUCGCACCCAAGCCCCUGCCUACCUCCAGCAGAACGGCGUCCAGAACUACAUGAAAUAUGCUGAUGCUAAGCUGAGGGAGGAAGAGAAACGAGCACUGCGUUACCUUGAGACACGACGAGACUGCAACUCUGUACAAACGCUGAUGGAGUGCUGUGUGAACGUCCUGGUGACGUCUUUCAAGGAGACCAUCCUGGCCGAGUGCCCGGGCAUGAUCAAACGCAACGAGACAGAGAGUGAGUACGGCAGGAUUGCCACCAGCAGAGGCUCAUCCAGCUCAGAGCUGCACCUGAUGUUCUCCCUCAUGGACAAGGUGGCCAGCGGCAUCGAGCCCAUGCUCAAGGACCUGGAGGACCACAUCCUGAGCGCCGGACUGGCAGACAUGGUGGCCUCGGCCGAAAGCAUCACUUCCGAUUCUGAGAAGUACGUGGAGCAGCUGCUCACCUUGUUCAACCGCUUCAGCCGCCUGGUGAAGGAAGCCUUCCAGGACGACCCGCGGUUCCUCACAGCCAGAGACAAGGCGUACAAGGCAGUGGUGAACGACGCCACCAUAUUUAAGAUCGACCUCCCCUUGAAGCAGAAAGGGGUGGGCCUGAAGACUCAGCCAGAGUCGAAGUGUCCAGAGCUGCUGGCCAACUACUGUGACAUGCUACUGAGGAAGACUCCGCUGAGCAAGAAGCUCACCUCCGAGGAAAUCGAGGCCAAGCUCAAAGAAGUGCUGCUGGUCCUAAAGUACGUUCAGAACAAGGACGUGUUCAUGCGCUACCACAAGGCCCACCUGACCCGCCGGCUCAUCCUGGACAUCUCAGCCGACAGCGAGACCGAGGAGAACAUGGUGGAGUGGCUCAGGGAAGUGGGUAUGCCGGCCGACUACGUCAACAAGCUGGCCAGGAUGUUCCAGGACAUCAAAGUGUCGGAGGACCUCAACCAGUCCUUCAAAGAGAUGCACAAACACAACAGGCUGGCUUUACCAGGGGACUCGGUGAACAUCAAGAUCCUGAACGCGGGGGCCUGGUCGCGGAGCAGCGAGAAGGUGUUUGUGUCGCUGCCCACUGAGCUGGAGGACCUGAUCCCAGAGGUGGAGGACUUCUACAAGAAGAACCACAGUGGCAGGAAGCUCCACUGGCACCACCUCAUGUCCAACGGCAUCAUCACCUUUAAGAACGAGGUGGGCCAGUACGACCUGGAGGUGACCACCUUCCAGCUGGCGGUGCUGUUCGCCUGGAACCAGCGACCCAGGGAGCGCAUCAGCUUCGAGAACCUCAAGCUGGCCACGGAGCUGCCGGACGCCGAGCUCCGCCGCACGCUCUGGUCGUUGGUUGCGUUCCCCAAACUGAAGCGGCAGGUGCUGUCGUACGAGACUGCAGUUUCGUCCCCGAAGGACUUUGCUGAAGGCACGCUGUUCUACGUCAACCAGGAGUUCUCCCUCAUCAAAAACUCAAAGGUGCAGAAACGGGGGAAGAUCAACCUGAUUGGCCGCCUGCAGCUCACCACGGAACGAAUGAGGGAGGAGGAAAACGAGGGCAUCGUCCAGCUCCGGAUACUCCGAACGCAGGAGGCCAUCAUCCAGAUCAUGAAGAUGCGGAAGCGCAUCAAUAACGCCCAGCUGCAGACGGAGCUGGUGGAGAUCCUGAAGAACAUGUUCCUGCCCCAGAAAAAGAUGAUCAAGGAGCAGAUGGAGUGGCUCAUCGAGCACAAGUACCUCAAGCGCGACGAGACGGACAUCAACACCUUCAUCUACAUGGCGUAGGGGUCGCGGCGAGUGAGGCGUCGCCACGAUGACGAGUCGUCCUGUUCUGCCAUGUGGUGGGGGAGGAGGAGGAGGAGGAGAACAAGAAGAGUUGUGUUUGUUCUGGGGUCUUUCGUGGAUGGAUUCCAGGGGCUUGAUGGACGGCAGAGACGUUUCCAGGCACCCCCCCCGUCCCCCCGUCCCACUCCCCUUCUCUCUCUCGUCUUCUUCAUAUAUGCGAGAAGUUAUCGCCGAGACAUAUUUUAAAGAGUAAAACCUGAUGCUUAAAGUGAAACUUCCUGCUGCAAAAGAAAAAAAAAGGUAAUGGGACAUUGUCUGCACUGGAGUUUACAGUUUCUUUUGGGGGGUGGAGGUGAUGAUGAUGAGGAGGAGUUGAUCAUUUUGUUGUUAUUUGGUCUCUUUUUUUCCCCCAACCACCCGUUUGGUCAUUGCCAUGGUGUCUCUGAUGCCAUCCAACAUGGCCACUCCGGCCCUAUUCCCAGCUCUUUGUUUUUGAUUCUGUGAGCAUGCUGUGAGGAGUGGAGGACCAUCAUGUGAAGGCCCUGCACUGCUACGGGCUUGUCCAGGUAUCCAGCCUGGCAAAAAGACAAGACGGUGAACAACAGAUAGCAGCUAGAAAGCCUUUUGGUUAGUCUCUUCACAGGGGGGGGACGCCAUCUUGGAACCAGACGAAAGCAGCCGUUGUGAUGGUCGGCCAGCCCUAGGACUCUCUGGGCCUCGGCCAAGACACUUGUGAGACUUCAUAGCGGAUGUUCGAUUUAAGACAAGCCAGGAAAAACCACAAAUGAAUCAUUGUGGAUGUUAGUUUUCUGAAAAGGAAAAAAAGAGAAAUCAACACAAGCACUUAUUGAGCCGAUAUUGAAACACAUCGCCCUGAGCCAAUGUCCAGACCCUGUUUCAGGCUUAUUAAAGAAAAAGGAGUGUAUCGCUACUAUGACUGGAAGAAUAAAACAUUUUUUAUCCAGCUAACACCUUUAGAGCUGGGUGGGCCAGAUGUGGAGCAGGGGCUAGAAAUGGAACCUGUGUCUCCAUGCCCAUCUUUGGUCCUUCCUAUGAGAGAAGGGCAAGGUCAGUAUUAUACGUGUUAUGUAUAGAGUCCAAACCUAUAGGAGAGUGUAUAUCGGGAUGUGAAUAGUGAAAUAAACAGCACCUUAUUAUGAAAUAUAUAUAUAUAUAUAUAUAUAUACAAAACCAAACUUGCUUUUCAUUUGACCUGUUUACCAUGUUGUAUACCACAUAUUUGCAAAGUUGAAGUUAAUAUGUUUGGACCUAAAACGUGUGUGUGUGUGUGUGUGUGUGUGUGUGUGUGUGUGUGUGUGUGUGUGUGUGUGUGUGUGUGUGUGUGUGUGUGUGUGUGUGUGUGUGUGUGAUAUAUAUUGUGGUUGGCUACUCUUUAAGUCAACAUCGUUUUACAACAUUCAGGUAAUGAAAAAAAAGUGGAUAGUGUAUUGCUUUAAAGGUUAAAAUCCAGGGUCAAUUGUGUACCUUUAUCGCCUUGUGUGAUCAAUAAAAGAAUAACCAUGAG